Molecule: messenger RNA, 1171 nt
Organism: Misgurnus anguillicaudatus (oriental weatherfish)
Lineage: Eukaryota; Metazoa; Chordata; Actinopteri; Cypriniformes; Cobitidae
Product: transmembrane 4 L6 family member 5-like
Cellular component (GO): membrane
Source: RefSeq, a predicted model, not a curated record
UGACACGGAAAUUUUUUCAUCUUCUACAGGAGAAACACACAACUCACAAUAUGUGUACGGAAAAGUGUCCACUGUUUUUGUACCCAUUAGUGCUUAUCUCCGUAAUCUGUAAUAUAAUACUGUUUUUUCCAUGUUGGGAUGUUAAAUACGUGCAAAAUGGACAAAUUACAUGGGAGGUAAAACUUAUGGGAGGACUCGUUGGAGGAGGUUUACUGGUAUUGCUCCCUGCAGUUCACAUUCACCGGACUGGAAACAAAGGCUGCUGUGCUAAGUCCUGUGGAAUGUUUCUGGCAGCAGUGGGUAUUGUUGGUGCCCUUUAUAGUUUCUUAGUGGCACUGUUGGGCCUAUUCCAUGGGCUCUACUGUGGAUAUGGUAUUGACUGGACAACUCCCUUUAAAACAAAGGGUGAAAUUUACCUUAAACAUAAGCAUUUAUGGACAACAUGCACUAAGGCUGAGCCAGAGAACGUUGUGAUGAAGUUUAAUGUGGUUCUGUUCUCAGUGCUGUUGGUGACCAGCAGUCUGCAAAUCAUCAUUUGUUCUAUACAGAUCAAUGGCCUUUUUGGAUGCCUUUGGAAAAUCCUCAGGAACCAGUUCGCCCCACCAAGUAUCGUAGAAUCUUGCCUGUGUAUUGCGGGUGCCUGCUUCAGAAAGUAACUCAAUGUGUUUCGCUUUGGGCCCUAUUUUCACGAUCUAAGCGCAUUGUCUAAAGCGCACAGUGCAACGUCUAAAUGGGCGUGUCUGAAUCCACAUUUGCUAAUUUAACGACGGGAAAAAUGGUUUGUGUGCCGAGCGCACCGUUGAAAAGGUUUGGUCCUUUUUUUAAUGAGUAAUGGGAGUAUUUUGGGCGUAGCGUGCAAUAAACCAAUGAGAGUCUCAGCUCUCAUCCCUUUUAAAAGCCAGUUUGCGCUGGCGCUAUGUCUUAUCCCUAUUUUGAUGACGGACUUUGUAAACUGAAAAACUAAGCAGAGGAAGAAGAUCCAGUUUAAGAUUAAUGUUAAAUAAUUGUGUUGUUUUUCACUUGUACCGAAAUUGUGAUUUUUUAUUAAAACCUUCAAACCUCGUUUUCUUUUAGUCAUGGUAAAAAAAAGCAGGCUUUUAAAAGCAGGCUUUUAAUUGCUUUAAAUGUAUGGCUAUCCAAUAUCAUCAAAAAUGUAUGUAGGAAAAGGUUU